GGACCUGGUGGACGGUGGUUCCUGUAGCUACGUCAAUGGUUUGCCAGACGAAGACUGCCGGUUCGUGCCUGAUGACGUGCAGGCUGCCUCCUCCUCCUUCAUGGCCUACUACUACAUCAACAAUAUUGUUGAGUUCUGCGACACAGCCACGGACGAGAAAUUCUCCCAUAACGAAUUUGCUCCUAAUAGACAAAAUAUGAUGUGUAACAGUCGCUCCGUAUGGGACGUGAUAUACCAGCACCAAGACUUUACCAAUGGAAUGAACCCCCCAACCAACUCCUCGGCGUCGCCAGAGUUCAUUGUGAUAGGCCAAGAAGAGGCCAAGUUUGCCCUUGUGCUCGACUAUUCCCUCAGCAUGAAUGAUUUCGAGAGGAUCCAUAAACUACAACGGACUGCCAGGCGUUGGAUCUUACAUGAGGUGGCUGAAGGAAGUUUCGUCAGCAUCGUUAAAUUCUG
Messenger RNA from Homarus americanus (American lobster), 456 nucleotides. RefSeq names its product calcium-activated chloride channel regulator 1-like. The record is from RefSeq and is a predicted model, not a curated record. The annotation marks the transcript as partial. NCBI's taxonomy places the organism in Eukaryota, Metazoa, Arthropoda, Malacostraca, Decapoda, Nephropidae. The transcript is spliced from 3 exons.